Molecule: messenger RNA, 864 nt
Organism: Suillus bovinus
Lineage: Eukaryota; Fungi; Basidiomycota; Agaricomycetes; Boletales; Suillaceae
Exons: 4
Coding region: 1-864 (287 amino acids)
Source: RefSeq, a predicted model, not a curated record
AUGCUUCAGCCCUGCCAGCUCCAACAUUCCUCCACCUUCACUUGUCCUACCACUGGAACUGCCAAAUAUGAUCUUAAACAACCAAACAAUAGCACACCUGUUAUCCUUGAGAGUGGCGCUUUGGCAGAUGAUCCCAUAUCCGAGCCAGAGGGUCCUGAGCCAUCGGUUCUGUCCGAACAUCCCCUGCCUGAAGAUCCUGAAGGUCCUGAAAACCCUCUCCCAGAAGAACUCCUCCUCCAGGAAGGUCUUCCUAUGCCCCUUUCUGCAGAUCCCCUCCUUGCACCUCUUCCAGAGCCGAUUGAAAAAGGCCUUGUCAGUCAUCGCACUGUGUGCUACUUGACAAGGAGGGGUGAGGAGGAAUACAUAAUAAAAGAUCAUUGGGUUUUAGGGGGUAAGGAGGACAUGUUAAAUGAGGUCAUCAUGUUGAACGAGAUGAAGGGGGUUUGUGGCAUACCCAAACUUGUUGAGCACUGGCUUGUCAAGAUUGCACCUAGGGAGGUUGAUGAAACAGAGAAAUAUCGCUAUAAAACACUGGAGAGUAUAGAAGGUACCUUCUGCACUCAUAUCCAGCUGGUUUUAAAGCCCCAUGCACAACCAUUGCAUAUGUUCUGCACAAAGGCAGAGUUAGUGAGUGCAAUCCGGGAUAUCAUCACCAUUCAAAAGAUAGCAGUCAAAGAGCGAGGUAUUCUGCAUCAAGAUUGCAGCCUUAACAACUCUAUGAUUGAGGACAACGGUAAUGGCUCCCAUGGCACAAUGAUAGACUGGGAAUUUGCUGUGCAUAUUCUGCAGAGCAAUUACUACCUUAUUGGUGGUAUGGGCACAGUACCAUUCAUGUCGUGGAAGCUUCUUCACCAGCUCUCGUGA